UCUCUUCCAAAGGAAUCAACUUUUUUUGUGUGUGUUUUAAAUUCAAUGUUUGAGAUUUUUUUUCUUGGUUUUGGGAUUUCUCUUAGCUUGGGUUUUUUUUUUUUUUAUGUUAAUGUAAAAUUUUGGGUGCAUUUUCAGGUUUAGGAAGAACAUAAAUUCUCUUCUUGAUUCAUGUAUGGUGUUUUGAGUUUUCAAAUGCCCUUUUUUUUUGUGUUAUUUUAGCUUAUUGACAUUGUUGAUCAAGAAAAAUUGAAGCUUGUUUUGGUUGAUUUUAUUGGUUCAUCAAAAAAAGGAAAUUCUUUUUACAAUAAGAUUUCAUGCAUGUUGUUUUACACUUCUCAAACCUCAAUUUACCACUAACAUGUUUUUUCCCCUUAAAACUUUUUUUUUUCAGUUCUGGUUUGUCAAAUUAUUGUAGUUUGAAUUUAAACCCUAGAUGAAGGCAUUUGGUGCAUUCAUCUAUUGUUGGAUAUCAAUUUAAUCUUGGUAAAAGUAGACUAAGAUCCUUUCCAUAAUGAGAGUUCCUUUGAAAAGUGGUAAUGUUAGGAUACCAAAUGAGACAAUGAGGUUGAUUAUAACAACAUUUGGUGGAGUUAUUUUUGGCUUCUUUUUAGGAAUAAUAUCUCCAAAGCUUUCUUCAACUAAGAUCAAUCUUACAUACAUUGAGAGCAAAUAUCCUGGUCUUUCGACUCAAGCACUAUUCGAUGCUUUGAACCCUCUCAAGGCUAAUAAGGUCGGGUCUAACAAAGCCAAAGGAGCAAAGAUAUGGACUCCAACAAAUCCAAAGGGUGCUGAAACACUCCCCCCUGGUAUACUUUCGUCUAGGUCUGAUAUAUAUCCUCGACGAUUAUGGGGUCAUCCGGAUGAGGACUUAACCAUCAAACCAAAGUAUCUUGUAGCGUUCACCGUUGGUUAUAAUCAGAAACACAACAUAGAUGCAGCUGUGAAAAAGUUCUCAAACAACUUCACAAUUGUAUUGUUCCAUUAUGAUGGAGUGACCAGUGAAUGGGAUGAAUUUGAGUGGUCAAAGAGAGCUAUUCACGUGAGUGCUCCAAAGCAGAGUAAAUGGUGGUUUGCGAAGCGCUUUUUGCACCCCGACAUUGUUGCACCGUAUGAUUACAUCUUUAUAUGGGAUGAAGAUCUCGGUGUGGAGCACUUUAAUGCAGAGGAAUACAUCAAAAUUGUGAGGAAACAUGGUUUAGAGAUAUCCCAACCGGGGUUAGAUCCAGAUAGUAUUGGGUUGACAUGGGCAAUGACAAUGAAGAGAAACGACACUGAAAUUCACACGAGAACUCAAGAGAGAACUGGUUGGUGUACCGAUUUGCAUUUGCCUCCAUGUGCAGCAUUUGUUGAGAUCAUGGCUACCGUGUUCUCUCGGAAUGCAUGGCGAUGUGUUUGGCACAUGAUUCAGAAUGAUUUGGUUCACGGAUGGGGUCUCGAUUUUUAUCUUAGAAGAUGUGUCGAGACUCCACAUGAGAAAAUAGGUGUUGUAGACGUUCAAUGGAUUGUACAUCAAGGUAUUCCUUCUCUACGGAACCAGACAUUUUCCAUGGGUCAAGAAGACAUUGGACUGGCACCAUGGAAAGGGGUUAGGGAAAGGUGCAAGAAAGAAUGGAGCAUGUUCCAAAAUAGGAUGACUGAUGCAGAGAAAGCAUACUAUGAAUCAAUGGGGAUUAGUACUACCGAUAUCACUUAUGGGAUGGACCCUUCUGAUUUUAGGAGAUAGACAUAAAUUCUAGUCUAAUGUGUAAUUCUAUAAAUGUAUUUUGAUUUUGUGCAAUUUUAUACGUGAAAUUUUAAUUUGAUUCAAUUCUCAUAAAUUAUUAAUACAAUUAUUGAUAUAGCAUAAUUUUAUGUUAU
Molecule: messenger RNA, 1860 nt
Organism: Gossypium raimondii (Peruvian cotton)
Lineage: Eukaryota; Viridiplantae; Streptophyta; Magnoliopsida; Malvales; Malvaceae
Exons: 14
Coding region: 515-1726 (403 amino acids)
Source: RefSeq, a predicted model, not a curated record